Messenger RNA from Nymphalis io (European peacock), 1568 nucleotides. It is a transcript of the gene tfc, whose product is annotated as C-type lectin domain family 4 member F. The transcript has 7 exons. The record is from RefSeq and is a predicted model, not a curated record. Gene Ontology annotation, biological process: biological process involved in interspecies interaction between organisms. The coding region runs from base 1 to 903 and encodes 300 amino acids. Gene Ontology annotation, cellular component: external side of plasma membrane. Lineage: Eukaryota; Metazoa; Arthropoda; Insecta; Lepidoptera; Nymphalidae. Gene Ontology annotation, molecular function: carbohydrate binding.
AUGAUGUUAUUCUUAAAUAGAGUACCCAGUGUUUUUAUCGUCGUGUCUUUAGUUUUAUUGGCCAAUGCACAAAAACCAACGAAUAAUCUACGAGACGUCGACUUCCACGAGCUGGCGAGGCAGAAUGUAAUCACUAAGCAAAUAUUGGAGGCUUUUAUUCAGAAGAAAUUGGGACUAGCGAGCACUAAUGUUAGAGCACCUUCCAUAUUUGAUAUUCUACCAACAGGAAAAAAGAGUGAAGAGAGGACAAUAAGAGAUUCAACAAAUCAUUCAGAUUUCCGUGAAAAUUUUGAAAUACCAGAUAUAUCAGUGCAAGAUUAUGGAGAAGAUGAUAACUUGCAAAGCGUCGAGAGUGAACAAGUAGACUCUAUUUAUUCCGAAGGUAGAAGUAAAAAGUAUACAAGUCAGUUUAUAGAAGGCGAGUUGGAACCUUUUAAUCAAUGUUCAAGUUGUAGCAGCGAAGACGAGCUAGGCGUAACGCGAUGGACAAUGCCUCUUCUCAAAUCGGGAGAGAAAAGAUACUAUCUAGGAAUAUUCUUCAAGGCGAAUUGGUUUAAAGCUCAACAGUACUGCAGAUUCCAUGGCAUGCAUUUGGCAUCUGUUUCGUCACAGGAAGAAAAUGACCGACUAGAGAAAUACGUUAGGGAAUCAGGUUACGGCCGCGAACAUUUCUGGACAUCGGGUACUGAUUUGGCUGAAGAAGGCAAUUUCUUCUGGAUGGCCAACGGCAGACCACUCACUUUCGUAAACUGGAACGCUGGAGAACCAAAUAACUUCAGAUACGAGAAUGGAGAAGAGGAGAACUGUUUAGAAUUAUGGAACAGAGACGACAAAGGCUUGAAAUGGAACGACUCGCCUUGCUCCUUCGAAACAUUCUUCAUUUGCGAAGUCCGAUCGGAUUAAUGUACACGUACACAUUGCAUGAUACGACACGAUAUUAACAUCAUUAUGAACGCCUUGAAUAAUCCAUGAAGGUCACAAUACAAUGAAUUAAAAUGUCUAUAAAUUCAUUACAAUCUAAAAUUAACUACCGUAAACAUUUUAAUCUUAUUCCAGAAGAUGUUUUUGUACGUUUUUAAAUACGUGUCGAUUCCAAUGUAAUGUUUUUAGUUUACAUUCGCUAUGUUGUGAUAACAGACGUACUCGUAGUGUGCUAGAUUUCAACUUCAUUUAAUAUCAGUGUUUUCGUCUUUGAUUAUCUAAAAAGUACAAUUAAUUCCACUUGAAUUGAUCAUUAAAUAAACGCAAUAUGAUUUUAUAAUUCAAUGAUAUUCUAUUUAAUUUUAAUUACAAUUUAGUAAAGUUUCGGCAAAAAAAUGUUAUUUAUUUGCUUUGUUUUGGUGUUGUAUUAAAUUGAAUCGAAGUACAAUAUAUGUUUAUUAUAUUAGUAAAUAAGUUGGAAUCAAAAAAAUCGUAUUUCGUUCUUAUGAAACGGUCACUGCCUAAUGAUCUUAUUAGGAUUAAAUCUCUAAAGUUAGAGUUCAAUGGGACGCCUGUGUGUCCAUAGUCAAACUUAGUAGGUAAAUACAAUAGUUACCUUAGCAAUAUCUGUAUAAAUAGACGUAAGU